AUGCACCGCGCUUACCGAUUCGACAGGAUUCUCGACUCUAGAGAAACCGACCCCCGAACCGUCGCUUAUCUCGACAAGCUCGCCAUGACUGGUCUCAAGACGCUGGAGGCGCCGCAAGAUGUCAAGACGAAACUCGAGGUACUUCUCAAGCAAGUGAGUCAGAAGCGAGACUUGGAAAACAUGGGACGAUUCAUCAUGGCCAAACUUACUGCCCGCACCUCCGUCGAGCUGCCGAGAGUGCUGCCGUCUCGGCUUUUGCACAGUCCACACGGGGAGAACGCGGAGCAGUCUCCGGAGGGCAGAACCACGCUGAACAGCGACGGAAAAGAAGAGCCGUUCGAGGCCACGGAGGCGCACUCGGACCAAGAAGCGCUCGCUGCCGCCGAAGACCGGAGGCACCGCCUCUUCAGAAAGUUCAUGGGCGGCCACUCGCCAGUCAGUGCAGCUGCGUACACUGCCCAUCGGUACGCGGGUGUGUACGCGUCGAUGGUCAGGAUCCUCUCGGAGAUCAAGUUGCGUGCGCCCGACUUCAGGCCGAAGCGAGUCAUGGAGCUUCAGGCAGGCUUCGCAGCGGGCCUCAUGGCGGCAUACCAGAUCUGGGGUUUCAAUCAAGUCGACGGCGGGGAUUCCGGUUCGGGCCGACGGCCAGUCUGUCGCGCCGCACCUGAAUGCAGAGAGUCUGAGGUGGGGAUGUCCUCUGCUAUCGGUAAAGGAGAAGGUGACGAGGCAGCCGGCGGCUUUGAGUUUCUCUUGGCUGUCGAGAGAUCCGUCCACCUCGCAAAUGUUGGGAAGUACCUAACGGCAGAAUUCACGCCUAAAGUUCAGUGGCAACUGGGGCUGUACGAAGAGGGGACAGCGACCUCUGUUGACGCUACUGAGGCGCCGGAGGCAGGGAAAACGGCAAACUCGGGGCAGCGGCGGCGCAUGGACUUGGUGAUCAUGCCACACUGCUUGCUGAGUACGGUGGACGGUCAAGAGAGUCGCCACAUGCUCGUUCGAAACGUGUGGAACCGACUGAACCACGGGGGCAUCCUGGUGCUAGUUGAGAGAGGAACGCCCACUGGCUUCCGUGCCAUCCAUGCAGUUCGCGAACUGUUUAUCAAAGAACUGGGCGUGGGACGGUUUCAUUUCCUGGCGCCUUGCCCUCAUGAAAGCAUUUGCCCGCUUGCUUUGACUGGGAGAGACUGGUGUCAUUUCGCGCAGCGCGUUCGCCGGCUGCCUCACCACCUCUACUGCAAAGGCAGCCGCGCAAAGAACGUGGAAGAAGACAAAUUCUCGUACCUGGUCAUCCGCAAAAGGGAGGGGCCCAGGCGUAAGUACGCUGCCGAGAGUGAAUGCACGUCUCUUGAGGAACAGAGCUACUUCUGGCCACGUGUGGUCAUGCCCGUCAUCAAAGCCGGCCAGCACUGUCUACUUGAUGUGUGUGCUCGACCUCACACCUUCGAGAGAGUCUCUGUCAGCAAGAGUAUGCCGCACGGGGCGGGAUACAAGUUUGCGAGGAAGGCUGCGUGGGGAGAUCUGUGGAGAUUUCCGCGGCGCGUGGUGCGGCCGGAAGCACGCGGCUACACCAGCGAAGAAAUGCAAGAGCAUCUUUUGCGACUCGCUAGCAAAAAUCGAGCAAACGAAGCGAGAGGUCGUGAAGGAUGCGAACAGGUCGGCUCGAGGGAAGAGCGUGAACGCUUGGAGGACGAAUUCGUCAAAUUUUUCGGUAACUAA
Messenger RNA from Neospora caninum, 1716 nucleotides. RefSeq lists its product as hypothetical. Lineage: Eukaryota; Apicomplexa; Conoidasida; Eucoccidiorida; Sarcocystidae. Bases 1 to 1716 code for a protein of 571 amino acids. The transcript has a single exon. Gene Ontology annotation, biological process: translation. The record is from RefSeq and is a predicted model, not a curated record. Gene Ontology annotation, cellular component: mitochondrial small ribosomal subunit. Gene Ontology annotation, molecular function: structural constituent of ribosome; methyltransferase activity.